Molecule: messenger RNA, 594 nt
Organism: Aspergillus ochraceoroseus IBT 24754
Lineage: Eukaryota; Fungi; Ascomycota; Eurotiomycetes; Eurotiales; Aspergillaceae
Product: putative DNA polymerase delta subunit 4
Exons: 3
Coding region: 1-594 (197 amino acids)
Biological process (GO): DNA-templated DNA replication; DNA synthesis involved in DNA repair
Cellular component (GO): delta DNA polymerase complex
Molecular function (GO): DNA-directed DNA polymerase activity
Source: RefSeq, a predicted model, not a curated record
AUGCCGGCCACCCGUCGUCGUGGAGGCAAGACCGCCGCCACCCGCUCAACCCAGCCCACGUUAUCCUUCGGCGUGAAGUCUCGAGUCACAAAGCCCUCCACAGCUCCAUCCACGCCAUCGGAGAAAACAAAAUCUCUUGAGCCUCUAGCUACAGAUAUACUCGAAAAAGCAACCGAGACGGACUUGUCCGAAGCAGAGAAGACCCCCGUUUCUGCCACCGAGCCGUCGAAGCCGCAUGUGGCGGAACUUGCUGUAAGGCAACAAGCUCGCCAGGAGAUCAAGCAACCGUUGUCCGCGGAGGAUAAACGGGCUAUUAAGAUCACCAAGAAGGAGUUACAGCAAUAUUGGAAUCAACUGGAAUCGAAGAGCCGAGGACCACGAGUUCAUCAAGACGGUCUCUCAGUGGACGAGAAGAUACUGCGACAUUUUGAUCUUUCUAGUCAGUUCGGGCCAUGCAUCGGAAUCGCUCGACUAAAGCGGUGGAGGCGAGCACAGUCUCUUGACCUUAACCCGCCUAUGGAGGUGCUCUCGGUCCUGUUGGCGCAGGAAGAUACUAAGGGGCAGCGAGCCUAUAUGGAUGAACUUUUGUCUUGA